CUGAGAACGGAACUGGCGGGUACCAGGUUGUCUACUGGGAGUUAAAGCAGACUGGAGGAGAGAAAAAGAAAAGGAAGGGGAAAACAGAAUCCUUGUUCUGGAAUGAGCUGUGAAGAUCAUUAUAUUGCUGGGGAGUCUGCAUGCAAAAUGGCCAGCCUUCAAAGUCCAACACUUGGAGGACAGUUACCAGAAAGUGUCGGACAACUCUGCGGGGUAGGGACUGGGGUAAGGAGGAGACGAGGCCCUGCACUCGCCAAGUUGAAGGGAGGAAAAACUGAAAAAGCAAAGCGAGAGUCUGCACAGAGUGCACAAGUCGGGGCAAGAAAUAGGAACGCAGAGGUGCCCUCCUCCACCCCCCGCUACCAAAAUGGCAGAUAGGGUUGACUGGUUACAAAGCCAAAAUGGUGUAUGCAAAGUUGAUGUCUAUUCACCUGGAGACAACCAACACCAGGACUGGAAAAUGGAUGCAUCAACAGAUCCUGUCCGAGUGCUCAGCUGGCUCCGAAGAGACCUGGAAAAAAGUACAGCAGGGUUCCAGGACUCGAGGUUCAAGCCUGGAGAGUCAUCAAUUAUGGAGGAAGUGCCCAUCCCGGGAGACCAACGCAAAGGUUUCUGUGUCGACUAUUACAAUACCACCCACAAGGGCAGUCCAGGGAGAUUGCAUUUUGAGAUGACUCACAAGGAGAUCCCUUCCCAAGGCCCCUGUGUCCGAGCUGGUAAUGGGAAUUCCAUAGAUGAAGUUUCCUUCUAUGCCAACCGCCUCACAAACCUAGUGAUAGCCAUGGCCCGGAAGGAGAUCAAUGAGAAGAUCCAUGGCUCUGAAAACAAAUGUGUCCAUCAGUCAUUGUUUAUGGGGGAUGAGCCCAUGCCCCACAAAAGCUUGAGUACAGUAGCCUCCGAGCUGGUGAAUGAGACCGUCUCUGCGUGUUCCAAGAACAUCACUGGUGACAAAGCUCCAGGCUCUGGAGACAGAGCCUUGGGGUCAGGACAGAGCCCUAGUCUAAGAUACAAAAGCACUUUGAAAAUCAAGGAGAGCACCAAGGAUGGCAAGUGUCCAGAUGACAAGCCUGGUUCUAAGAAGUCUUUCUUCUAUAAGGAAGUAUUUGAGUCUCGGAAUGCAGGGGACGCCAAGGAUGGUGGAAGGUCCUUUCCUGGAGAAAGAAAGCUCUUCAGGGGCCAGGACAGAACUGAUGACUUUACAAGCUCUGUCAGUCAAGGGAUUAUGACCUAUGCCAACAGUGUGGUAUCUGACAUGAUGGUCUCCAUCAUGAAGACCUUGAGGAUCCAGGUGAAAGACACAACCAUUGCCACUAUUCUGCUGAAGAAGGUAUUGAUCAAGCAUGCAAAAGAGGUCGUCUCUGAUCUCAUCGACUCGUUCAUGAAGAACCUCCACAAUGUCACAGGGAGCCUAAUGACUGACACAGACUUUGUCUCAGCCGUGAAACGAAGCCUUUUUUCUCAUGGAAGCCAAAAGGCCACAGAUAUCAUGGAUGCCAUGAUGGGUAAGCUGUACAAUGUGAUGUUUGCCAAGAAAUUCCCUGAGAGGAAAGCCAAGGACAAGUCUGAGAGCUAUUCCCUUAUCUCCAUGAAAUCACGGGGUGGUGACCCUAGGCAACCUAACCUGAACUUUGCGAUGAAAUCAGAAUCAAAACUGAGAGAAAGUUUGUUUGCUUCAUGCAAACCAGAGAAAGAGAAGACGUGUGCUGAAACUCUGGGUGAGCACAUUAUUAAGGAGGGACUGAGCAUGUGGCACAAGACUCAUCAGAAAGACGAUAGUAAGCCUCCUGGCCUCGACCCUGCUGCAAAGCAGGGUGGCCCUCAUCAGCAUGAGGUUUCCUUUGAGUCUCCAGACUCUUGUGACUUAAUCCCUCCUCCACAGCAGCCAGAGACUUUUGAAAAUUUUAUGUGUGAAUCAGACUCCUGGGCCAAGGACCUGAUUGUGUCAGCCCUGCUUCUGAUUCAGUACCACCUGGCCCAGGGAGGGAGAAUGGAUGCUCAGAGCUUCCUGGAAGCUGCUGCCAGCACCAACUUCCCCGCCAACAAGCAGCCGGUAGUUCACGAUGAGUCCAGACUUAAGUCUCCUCAUAAGAUAUGUGACCAAGAACAAACAGAAAAGAAGGAUCUGAUGAGUGUCAUCUUCAAUUUUAUCCGGAACUUACUCAGUGAGACCAUCUUCAAGGGUAACCGUAGUUGUGAAUCCAAGGGGCAGAACGUUAAGGAAGAAGAAAUCAAUAUGUGCGAGAGGCCUAUGACCCCUCCUGCCCCGAACUUCUGUGAGGAUGAGGAGACUGGUGGUGCCUUUUCCGGACUAACCAAGAUGGUCGCCAACCAGCUAGAUGGCUGUAUGAAUGGGCAGAUGGUGGAACACCUGAUGGACUCUGUGAUGAAGUUGUGCCUCAUUAUUGCCAAAUCUUGUGACUCUCCCUUGGCAGAGCUGGGAGAUGAAAAGUGUGGGGAUGCCAGCAGGCCAAGUUCUGCCUUCCCAGAUAACUUAUAUGAAUGCUUACCAGUCAAGGGCACGGGAACAGCAGAAGCCCUCCUGCAGACUGCCUAUCAAGCCAUCCAUAACGAACUGAGAGGUUUGUCAGGACAGCCACCUGAGGGAUGCGAGAUACCCAAGGUGAUCGUCAGCAACCACAACCUGGCUGACACUGUUCAGAACAAGCAGCUGCAAGCAGUCCUGCAGUGGGUAGCUGCCUCAGAGCUCAAUGUCCCUAUUUUGUACUUUGCUGGUGAUGAUGAAGGAAUCCAGGAGAAGCUGCUUCAGCUCUCAGCCGCUGCUGUGGAGAAAGGCCGCAGCGUCGGGGAGGUUCUGCAGUCGGUGCUGAGGUAUGAGAAGGAGCGACAGCUGGAUGAGGCGGUGGGAAAUGUCACGCGACUGCAGCUGCUGGACUGGCUGAUGGCAAACCUGUGAUUGGGGCCCACCUGGUGUUCCAGCAGUGGGCCAUGUCCCCACUCCCUCAGCUCCCCUCCCUGUCACACAGAGCCCUAAAGUACCCUUCACACCACCCACACCAGAUGCACCAUCUAACGCUACUCACUGGAUUUUGCAGAUUUUCUUGUCCAUGCGAGCAAGGACAUAAAUUAAAAGAUUACAAUUAAAGGGCUGCACGAGUUUGGCUUACUUUUGUUGGAAAGGUGAGGCUGCACUCUCUCUGAGAAAGCCAUUGGAGGAAGGAAGGCAGGGACCGAAUGGCAGAGAAGAACAGCCUAGCAGCCCAAUCAAUUCCCUGC
Onychomys torridus (southern grasshopper mouse) is the source of this 3234-nucleotide messenger RNA. RefSeq names its product A-kinase anchoring protein 3 (gene Akap3). NCBI's taxonomy places the organism in Eukaryota, Metazoa, Chordata, Mammalia, Rodentia, Cricetidae. Gene Ontology annotation, biological process: intracellular protein localization. Gene Ontology annotation, molecular function: protein kinase A binding. The transcript is spliced from 4 exons. Gene Ontology annotation, cellular component: cytoplasm; sperm principal piece. The coding region runs from base 368 to 2914 and encodes 848 amino acids. The record is from RefSeq and is a predicted model, not a curated record.